UGGAUUCCAAAAAAUCUGACGUAUCAAUAUUAGAAACCAACCAAAUAUCUAUAGCCUAUAACCCAACUUGCAAACACAUUUCACACACACACAAAUGGAAGAAAAUUCCUACAAUGAAAUCCGAUCUCCACUUAUACAACCUGCCUAUACCGACGAAGACGAAGUUCUUCCGUCGUCUUCGUCGGCAUCGGCGGUUAAACACGAGGAUGAAGAAGAGAAUUCUCCAAUCAAGCAGGUGGCGUUGACCGUGCCCACAACUGAUGACGCAUCACUUCCGGUUCUCACCUUCCGAAUGUGGGUUCUUGGCACGCUUUCUUGUGUGCUCUUGUCGUUUCUGAACCAAUUCUUUUGGUACAGAACCGAGCCGCUUAGUAUCACCGCGAUCUCUGCUCAGAUCGCGGUGGUACCUCUUGGUCAACUCAUGGCUGCCAAGAUCACGGAUCGCGUGUUUUUUAAAGGGUCACGUUGGGAGUUUACUAUGAACCCGGGCCCGUUUAACGUUAAGGAACAUGUGUUGAUCACGAUAUUUGCGAAUUCUGGGGCGGGUACUGUUUAUGCGAUUCAUGUCGUUACGGGUGUGAAGAUUUUUUACAAACAACAUAUGACUUUUUUUGUGUCGCUCAUCGUUGUGCUCACCACUCAGGUGCUAGGAUUUGGUUGGGCAGGAAUAUUCAGAAGGUAUCUGGUGGAGCCAGCUGAGAUGUGGUGGCCUUCUAAUCUGGUCCAAGUUUCUUUGUUCAGGGCUUUGCAUGAGCAAGAAAAACGGCCCAAAGGGGGGUUGACACGUACCCAAUUCUUUCUAAUUGCAUUCAUUUGUAGCUUUGCAUACUACAUUUUCCCUGGGUACCUUUUCCAAAUGUUAACAUCUCUCUCAUGGGUCUGCUGGAUCUUCCCUUCAUCAAUCAUGGCCCAACAAAUCGGUUCUGGACUUCAUGGGCUUGGCAUAGGUGCUAUUGGGCUUGACUGGUCCAGUAUCUCUGCCUACCUUGGAAGCCCAUUAGCAAGCCCAUGGUUUGCCACAGCCAAUGUUGCUGCUGGCUUCUUCUUGGUUAUGUAUGUCAUCACUCCCCUUGCUUACUGGUUCAAUGUCUACAAUGCCAAAAACUUCCCCUUCUUUUCCGAUGGCCUAUUCACCGCCAAUGGUCAAGAAUACAACAUCACUACCAUCAUCGAUUCGAAUUUUCAUUUUGAUAAUGACGCGUAUCAAAAAGAAGGCCCGCUUUAUCUUAGUACGUUUUUCGCCAUGACUUAUGGCGUCGGCUUUGCUGCUCUCUCAUCCAUGGUUGUUCAUGUGUUUCUCUUCCAUGGAAGUGAGAUAUGGGAGCAAAGCAAAUCGAGUUUCAAAGAGAAGAAAGUGGACAUACACACAAGAUUAAUGAGCAAGUACAAGCAAGUUCCCGAAUGGUGGUUUUGGUGUAUACUUGUUGUAAACAUCACGCUCACUAUAUUCGCGUGUGAGUAUUACAACGAGCAGCUUCAGUUACCAUGGUGGGGUGUCAUUUUAGCGUGCGCGAUUGCCAUCUUCUUCACUCUCCCCAUUGGCAUUCUCACCGCCAUCACUAACCAAGCUCCAGGAUUAAACAUUAUCACCGAGUAUAUAAUCGGAUACAUAUAUCCCGGAUAUCCAGUUGCUAAUAUGUGCUUCAAGGUGUAUGGUUACAUUAGCAUGACACAAGCCGUGACUUUCCUUCAAGACUUUAAACUCGGCCACUACAUGAAGAUCCCACCUAGAUCAAUGUUCAUGGCACAAAUUGUUGGAACCUUAAUCGCGGCUGUAGUGUACUUAUGCACCGCGUGGUGGUUAAUGGAGACGAUUCCAGACAUAUGUGACUCGUCGUCAGAUGUCUGGACAUGCCCUGGUGACCAUGUGUUCUAUGAUGCAUCGGUUAUAUGGGGUUUGAUUGGGCCUAGGAAGAUCUUUGGAGACCAAGGAACCUACACUAUGGUCAAUUGGGCUUUUCUUCUUGGAGCAAUAGCUCCAGUGUUGGUUUGGUUAGCCCACAGGGCUUUUCCAAACCAACACUGGAUCACACUGAUAAACAUGCCAGUGUUGAUUGGUGCCACGGGGAGUAUGCCACCAGCUACAGCCGUGAACUACGCGGCUUGGAUAUUUGUUGGGUUUUUAUCAGGGUUCGUGAUGUUUCGAUAUAGGCCCGAUUUAUGGCAAAGGCAUAAUUAUGUGUUGUCGGGGGCUUUGGAUGCGGGGUUGGCGUUUAUGGGUGUGUUGUUGUACCUUUGUUUGGGAUUGGAGGAAAUUGGUUUGGAUUGGUGGGGGAAUAAUCUUGAUGGGUGCCCUUAUGCUUCUUGUCCUACUGCCCCAGAUGUUUUUGUGGAGGGUUGUCCUGCUUUGUCAUUUUAAACCAAAUCAAAUGAUGUAUUCAUUUGAAUUAAGUGUUUGGCAUUUUGUUUGUUUGCUCAAUAGCAUCAUUGUUGUAUAUUAUAAGAUAAUUUAAUAUCCUUUUAUUUAAAUUGGUUCUUAAACCUCACAUUUGUUGAAUAAAAUGUACAUUAGUUGUGAAACAUUUAUCUUUAUUAUGCAUA
Helianthus annuus (common sunflower) is the source of this 2541-nucleotide messenger RNA. Its product is annotated as oligopeptide transporter 7. Bases 95 to 2359 code for a protein of 754 amino acids. Gene Ontology annotation, biological process: transmembrane transport. The record is from RefSeq and is a predicted model, not a curated record. Lineage: Eukaryota; Viridiplantae; Streptophyta; Magnoliopsida; Asterales; Asteraceae. Gene Ontology annotation, molecular function: oligopeptide transmembrane transporter activity. The transcript has 4 exons.